AGAGAGCACACCUGCUUGGUUUUGGCUGCUUGCGGUCCGAUUCCAACGACCCCAUAGGCCCUGUCAGACACUUUACAAUCUCAUCCCCUGACUUGACUGGAUUUUGGAAGUCAAGCUCAUCUCCCCGGCUUCAGUUCUCCCUGUCUGGCUUCUACUGAGAACAGGCUCUCUGCUUGUGGCACCAUGAGGACGGCCUGUCUCUCUUUGCUCCUGGUCACGGCCUGCUGGGCUCUGCCCUUCCAUCAAACUGGUUUCCUAGAGUUUAUGAUGGAAGAUGAACCUGGAUCAGGCGUGAUCUUACCGCCUGAAGAACCUGAACCUCCUAAGGUCACUGAAGAGCCCAAGUGCCCAUUCAGAUGCCAGUGCCACCUGCGUGUGAUCCAGUGCUCCGACCUCGGGCUGAAGUCAGUUCCUGGAGACAUCCCUGAUGACGCCACGCUGCUGGACCUGCAGAACAACAAGAUCACUGAGAUCAAGGAGAAUGACUUCAAGAACCUGAAAGGACUACACGCUCUUAUCCUGGUGAACAACAAGAUCACCGUCAUCCACGCCAAAGCUCUCAACCCUCUGACGAAGCUGCAGCGCCUCUAUCUGUCGAAGAACUUGCUGAAGGACAUGCCGGCCAACAUGCCCAAGAGCCUGCAGGAGCUUCGAAUCCACGAGAACGAGAUUAGCAAGAUCAAGAAGGCCUCCUUCCAGGGAAUGUCUCACAUGAUCGUCAUGGAGCUUGGAUCCAACCCUCUGAAAAGUGCCGGAGUUGAGGCCAAUGCUUUUGCUGACCUGAAAAAGGUCUCUUACAUUCGAAUUGCAGACACCAACAUCACAGACAUUCCCAAAGGUCUGCCCAGCUCUCUCUCUGAGCUUCACUUGGAUGGAAACAAGAUCACCAAAGUGACAUCUGAAGGUCUAAAAGGUUUGAAGAACCUGGCCAAGCUUGGACUGAGCUACAAUGAGAUCAGCUCUGUGGAAAAUGGCUCUCUGGCUAACGUGCCGCAUCUGCGAGAGCUGCACCUCGACAACAAUGCCCUGAUCAGCAUUCCUCCUGGCCUGCCUGAUCAUAAGUACAUCCAGGUGGUCUACCUCCAUGCCAACAAGAUUGCUGCUGUGGGAACAGAGGACUUCUGUCCCCCUGGCUUCAACACCAAGAAGGCCAUGUACUCUGGCAUCAGCCUGUUCAGCAACCCCGUCCCUUACUGGGAAGUUCAACCGAUCACCUUCCGCUGUGUUUUUGACCGCUCUGCUAUCCAACUCGGAAACUACAGGAAGAAGUAGAGCCGAGCGUCGCUACAAGGAAGAGUGUGUUUGUAGAUGAGCGCAUGAAAGAUUUGUGUGUUAGACCAAACCCCCGCAACACUGACCCCCUUCAUUUCCAACACCGCCACCUCCUGAAUAAUAAUAAUAUUAAUAUACACUCACAAUUCAACACUUUACUGCACAUGAACCUAGAACCCAACAUAAUCAUUUACAAUAUCUAGCUUCAAGGAUUCAGUUAUACACAAAACUUAUGGUGGCACUCCAAAACACAACAUAUCAGUCACAGAACCAGUUAAGCAAACAUACAUUUCAGUGUUCUUGUGUUCUUGUUCUUAAAUGCAGAAAUGAACCAAAACCAAAAGAUUUUAAACCUCACUUAGUGGAACAAAAGCUACAGAUCUGGGUUUGAUUGCAUUUUUCAACUGAAGCAGGCCUGUAGAGCAGGCAGCAAGGGGAAUCUGUGUUUAAAUCGUUGUUAACCUGUUUUUAGAAUGUAUUAGAUUUUUUCUGUGCAAGAGGAAGAGCAUUCAGAGUGAAACAUUGAUUAUUGUGAAAGAACUGAAGUUUCUAUUUGUAUUGAGCUCAAUUCAAGUAGAGAUAAAAGCAACAAUGACUUCUGCCAUGUUGGGCUUUUUUGUGCUUCUGUGCUGUUUUAGUUGUUAAAGUUUUUUUUGUUUGUUUGUUUUUUACCAUUUUCUGCAUUUCAUUCAUCCAUGUCUGUUUGUUUUCUCCAAACAAGUUGAAAACAGCUUCAAAACUUCAGAAUAAAUCAUAUAUUUCGAAAAUCAAAAGCCAUUCCCAAAAAUUAUAUGCAUGCUUUUAAUUAUUUUUGCCUUUCAACAUGAACUGAAUGCUUUUCUGGACUCUUUUGUUAAUUUGUUUGUGUUUCUCUAUUUUUAUUUGCUUGCCCUUUAUUUCUUUUUCUUAACAGUCAAGAAAAAUUGGAGGGUGCAUCCGCAGCACUCAUGUUGGUGUGAAUGUUUUCUGUAUAGGCGCUGUAUAUAAACGCUGUAUAAAAAGAAAUCUCAUUGCUUAAAGGCACAAGCACUUACCAUUGCUCAGACUUAAUAUAUCUGCAACAAAGGUGUUUCUCUUUUUUUCCCCGGAGCAGGGGCUCCAGCUAAGGUGUCCUGAAUAAAAUAAAAAUACUAAUAAAAAGCA
Nematolebias whitei (Rio pearlfish) is the source of this 2415-nucleotide messenger RNA. It is a transcript of the gene dcn, whose product is annotated as decorin. Gene Ontology annotation, molecular function: protein binding. The transcript has 8 exons. The coding region runs from base 184 to 1272 and encodes 362 amino acids. NCBI's taxonomy places the organism in Eukaryota, Metazoa, Chordata, Actinopteri, Cyprinodontiformes, Rivulidae. The record is from RefSeq and is a predicted model, not a curated record.